This is a messenger RNA of Patiria miniata (bat star), 2454 nucleotides long. Its product is annotated as bifunctional peptidase and arginyl-hydroxylase JMJD5-like. Gene Ontology annotation, molecular function: histone H3K36 demethylase activity. Lineage: Eukaryota; Metazoa; Echinodermata; Asteroidea; Valvatida; Asterinidae. The record is from RefSeq and is a predicted model, not a curated record. The transcript has 7 exons. Gene Ontology annotation, cellular component: nucleus. The coding region runs from base 46 to 1086 and encodes 346 amino acids.
ACACCUGAAAAAUCCCAUGACGAGAGAACACAAAUCCCAGGCAUUAUGGAAGGAAAGCAGCGAGUUGUUGAAAUUGCAAGAGUUUCUGCGCUGACAGCUGCGGAAUUCAAUGUGGAGUACUUCAAGAAAGAUGUUCCAGUCAUUAUAACUGAUGUGGCUAGUAAGUGGCCAGCGGCUGGAUGGACCCUUGAGUCCCUCAAGGAAAGAGCUGGUCAUAAUAAAGCAUUCAUCAGACAAAAUACAAGCAAGGAAGACUACAAGGUGGGUAAAGCAUACACCAUCCGUGAGAGCACACUCAGAGAGUACAUCAAUGAUUUGGACGAAGACAACAGCCGUUCCAGGAAUUCUUAUCUCGCUGUGCAGAACAUCAAGAGCACAUUUCCCGAGUUAGAGGCUGAUGUUCCAAUGCCAGACUACGUUGGUAAGAUCCACCUGGGACCCUACCUGUGGAUAGCUGUCAAGGGCCAUUAUGAGUACUGCCACUUUGAUCCUGACGAUGGGCUAUUAGUUGUCUUGAGUGGGAGGAAAAAGGUCCAAUUAUAUGGCUGUAAUCCCAUGCCCCUCUACCCAAACCCACUGGGGUCAAAAGGUCGUACCAUUCAGGCCCAAGUCAACUGUGAGGAUCCUGAUCUGGAGAGGCAUCCAUUGUUUGCAUUAGCUACAUGUUAUCAAGGGGAACUUGGUCCUGGAGAAAUGCUGUACAUCCCAUCUUUCUGGUGGCAUCAAGUGACAUCUGUAGAAAUGUCCAUCUCUGUCAAUUUCUUCUUUGGUGAUGCUGGAGAUAACAACUUCAUCACUAAAGCCAUGGGAAUGAACAAGUGGCCUGCAUUUUCCCAUUGGCUGCUUAACAUAGUUGAGCAGAACCGUAACUACGAUGCCCUUCAGCGAGUCUUGGCCCACCUGCCUCACUCCUUAGCUACGUUCCUCUUCAAGGAAUGGAAGGAGAGAGUGUCUCGUGAGCAAGUCAAGACCUUAGUUGAUCUUGUUAUGGACUAUCUUGGAGUAGAUGAGCUACCUACAGAUGAGGAGAGGACAAGCAAGAAUCCACCUCCUCUCAAGAUCAGGGGAUUAUUGUGGAGGAAGUAGUUGCCAUGGUGAUUGAUAACCUAAGCAAACAAAUAAAUUGAACUUCUUAAUUCAGGCAAAGUAAGGAAUGUUGUAAAACACGGAAUGCUUUUAAACCUUCUCGAUUGCUCAUUGCUCAAGUAAAGUAUAAUUUACUCAAAAGAAAGCAAUUGUUGCAAUGUACAUUUCAAUUGUAUGCGAUCUAUGUAAAACAGUGCCAUUUAUCAUGUAAAUAUUUUAAAGGCUUAAUUGCAAUGUACGUUUUAAUUGUAUGGGAUCUAUGUAAUACAAUGCAUUUAUCAUGUUAAUAUUUUAAAGGCUAAAUUGUAAGAACAAGAACAUUUUAAAGCGUAUUCUUAUGUAUAACAUGUUCAAAGAUAUCAUGCUAAGGGACUGUACCAGACCAUGACAGUUUGGAGAUAACCUGCUUUUUUGUUUAAAAAUUGGAAAAAAGUAACCAUCUUCCAGUAUGGGGUAGUUGUAAUACUUGUACAUGUAUUAACUAUUUUUUUCUAAUAAGGACAUUUUAAAAUCACAUUUCCUUAAAUGACUGAGAACAUUUAUCAGCAUAAUAAAUAUGCUUUAUUCACCAGUUGUAACUGAGUUACUCUAAACUGAGCCACCACCUUAGUCAGCACUCGCCAAGUCUCAAGUCAGAUCACAAGCCCUUCAAGUGACGGUGCACAAAGAAAGGCCUUUGUCAGGGUCCACACCUCUGUAACUUUGACCAAGCCUGUGAUGGUUGACCUGUGAUUCAUUUCAUCAGCCACACACUUUGUGAGAUUUGAAUGUUUUACAGUACAUGUACAUACGAGCACAUUUGUUUUUGAACAGCAUGCAUGCUCGACGGGAAGAACCACACAGCAUUUUGGUUCCUUUUUUGUGGAUUUCUCAAGAAAAGAAACAAAAUACCGUACAUGUAAUGAGAAAAUUGUGGAAUGUGCUGUUGUAGAUAUGUAAUAUUAAUUUCAAAAUAUGAAAUGUUUGAAUGUGAAGUCCGUUUCAGUUUCAGGUACAUGUACUAAUAAUUAUUUUAAAGGUUAAUAUUGAAGAGAAAACUCAUAAGCUGCAUGUAAACAAGUCAUGCCAUGUACACUAUCACUAUAAAAAUGAAUCUUAAAAAACAAUUUGUAAAUGACCAAAUCACCUGGAGCUCUUCCAAAUUUGUAAAAGUAUGCUGAGAAAGUAAUCGUACAGUAUAUAGCUCGAUCAAUUGUGCAAAUCAUCGAGGACAUUUUUUUACUCCUCCAUAUGUGCAAAUUUAGGGUUUUUAGAGAAAGUGUUAUUAUAGUCACAUAAGAAGCCGACGAGGCAGUCAGUUUAAUUUGUUUACGCAUAUGAAAGAAGAAUUUUAUCUGAAAUAAAAAAAAGAUCUCAAUAAAACAUCAA